Oncorhynchus mykiss (rainbow trout) is the source of this 1398-nucleotide messenger RNA. The record is from RefSeq and is a predicted model, not a curated record. Lineage: Eukaryota; Metazoa; Chordata; Actinopteri; Salmoniformes; Salmonidae.
GGGAGAGAGAAAGAGAAGGAGAGAGAGAAAGAGGAGGAGAGAGAGAAGGGGAGAGAGAAAGAGGAGAGAGAGAGAAAGAGAAGGGGAGAGAGAAAGAGAAGGGGAGAGAGAAAGAGAAGGGGAGAGAGAAAGAGAAGGAGAGAGAGAAAGAGAAGGAGAGAGAGAAAGAGAAGGAGAGAAAGAGAAGGAGAGAGAGAAAGAGAAGGAGAGAGAGAAAGAGAAGGAGAGAGAGAAAGAGAAGGGGAGAGAGAAAGAGAAGGAGAGAGAGAAAGAGAAGGGGAGAGAGAAAGAGAAGGGGAGAGAGAGAAAGAGAAGGGGAGAGAGAAAGAGAAGGAGAGAGAGAAAGAGGAGGAGAGAGAGAAGGGGAGAGAGAAAGAGGAGAGAGAGAAAAAGAGAAGGGGAGAGAGAAAGAGAAGGAGAGAGAGAGAAAGAGAAGUGGAGAGAGAGAAAGAGAAGGGGAGAGAGAAAGAGAAGGAGAGAGAGAAAGAGGAGGAGAGAGAGAAAGAGAAGGAGAGAGAGAGAAAGAGAAGGGGAGAGAGAAAGAGAAGGAGAGAGAGAAAGAGGAGGAGAGAGAGAAGGGGAGAGAGAAAGAGGAGAGAGAGAGAAAGAGAAGGGGAGAGAGAAAGAGAAGGAGAGAGAGAAAGAGAAGGGGAGAGAGAAAGAGAAGGAGAGAGAGAAAGAGAAGGGGAGAGAGAAAGAGAAGGAGAGAGAGAGAAAGAGAAGGGGAGAGAGAAAGAGAAGGAGAGAGAGAAAGAGGAGGAGAGAGAGAAGGGGAGAGAGAAAGAGGAGAGAGAGAGAAAGAGAAGGGGAGAGAGAAAGAGAAGGAGAGAGAGAGAAAGAGAAGGGGAGAGAGAGAAAGAGAAGGGGAGAGAGAAAGAGAAGGAGAGAGAGAAAGAGGAGGAGAGAGAGAAAGAGAAGGGGAGAGAGAAAGAGAAGGGGAGAGAGAAAGAGAAGGGGAGAGAGAAAGAGAAGGAGAGAGAGAGAAAGAGAAGGGGAGAGAGAAAGAGAAGGAGAGAGAGAAAGAGGAGGAGAGAGAGAAGGGGAGAGAGAAAGAGGAGAGAGAGAGAAAGAGAAGGGGAGAGAGAAAGAGAAGGGGAGAGAGAAAGAGAAGGGGAGAGAGAGAAAGAGAAGGGGAGAGAGAAAGAGAAGGAGAGAGAGAAAGAGGAGGAGAGAGAGAAAGAGGAGGAGAGAGAGAAGGGGAGAGAGAGAAAGAGAAGGAGAGAGAGAGAAAGAGAAGGGGAGAGAGAAAGAGAAGGAGAGAGAGAGAAAGAGAAGGAGAGAGAGAGAGAGAGAAGGGGAGAGAGAGAAAGAGAAGGAGAGAGAGAGAAAGAGAAGGGGAGAGAGAAAGAGAAGGAGAGAGAGAAAGAGAAGGGGAGAGAGAAAGAGAAGGGGAGAGAG